Molecule: messenger RNA, 450 nt
Organism: Fusarium keratoplasticum
Lineage: Eukaryota; Fungi; Ascomycota; Sordariomycetes; Hypocreales; Nectriaceae
Exons: 3
Coding region: 1-450 (149 amino acids)
Source: RefSeq, a predicted model, not a curated record
AUGGCUAGCCCUACUGUCGAAGAGAUCGCGAAGCAAAUCCGAGCCAAGGACCCGGCCUCGGCCGUCGUCCUCGAGCGCUACAUUGCGGAGACGGACCAUCUGAAGAACACUGUUCAGGCCAUUGUCGAGGACAUUGGCUAUUGCAUGAAGGAACUCGACCUGCGUGAGAAUCUGUCCGAGGGACUGCGUCGUUGCUCCACUGAUCUUUCUCGCUCUGUUGAGGAGCACACCAAGGUCACCGAUUCGGACUACGAGCGCAACUUCCGACCCCGAUUCACUUGCAGGAUCAUUAGCCUCAAGUGCAUUGACGCGACUGAGAAGGCCGGUCAGGAAGAAGCAGCCAAGAUGGAGAUGGUCGUCCAGUUCCCGGCUGCCGAGUACAAUGACUCGCCUCACUCUCUGAUGCCGGGUCAGGCUCAGAUCUACAUCAUGCUGAAGGAGGAGCUUUAA